UCUCUCUCUCUCUCUAUUUCUCUCUCUCAACCCUCUCUCUGACUCUCAGCAGAUUUGACCAAUAGGCUCAGCCCACCCCCCUCCGUGGGGCCUCGAGGAUAUAAGAAUGGUAUGAUGAGGGCACGUAGCCAAGAGGAUGCAGUCAUACGACGGAGCUGACAGAUACGCGCUUCACUUGGGCUCCAUUUCAGUCAAGUGUGUGUACAGUAAUAUCUUAAUAGUGUAACAUCACAUCAGGAGACAGUAUUGACUGAUACUGGCAGAGAUUUGAGGUGUGUUUUGAAGGGAGACCAGAUACUUCAUACCACUUAAUUGGUGGGAACUACUCAAGAAAAUGGAGAGAGAGAUAAUGUGAUAUCAAGUAAAUGAUAAAUAAUGUCUGUGUUGGGUACCUGCUCGGUUUGGGUUGAACAGCUUCUGCACAUAUACAACUUAUUCGGGAUUUCUUGUCAGAGUGCUCUGCUUUUGUGAGCCGUGUUUCCGUGUGCAGUUUUCCAGGAAGCUAGUCGGCUCAGCUCUCUGGUCUUACUGACCUAGGCCCAAGGGUCUAUUUAAAGAGCUGCACACAAAAUGGAGAACUCUACAAAUGGAAAAAACUCAAACGAACUUGCGCUCAUAUGCAACAUGACGGGCACUCACACCUUCAUCUCCGCUUUCAUCCCAGUUGUGUACAGUUGUAACUUUGUCAUUGGCAUCGUGGGCAACAGCAUGGUGGUGGCUGUAAUCCACUACUACAUGAAGAUGAAGACUGUGGCUAACAUAUUUGUGUUGAACCUGGCCGUGUCUGAUCUCACGUUCCUCAUCACUCUGCCCAUGUGGGCCACCGUCACAGCCAUGGGCUACCACUGGCCCUUCGGCAGCUUCUUGUGCAAGGCCACGGCCGCCCUGGUCUCCUUUAACCUCUACACCAGCGUCUUCUUCCUCACCGCACUUAGCAUCGACCGCUACCUGGCCAUUGUGAGCCCAGUGGAAUCCCGCCGCUACCGCACGGUGCGCUACGCCCAGAUGACGUGCAUCCUGGUCUGGACGGUGUCGCUCCUGCUCAGCCUCCCCACCGCCCUCACGCGCAGCACCAUCCCCAUCAAGGGCACCAACAUCACCGUCUGCGCCAUCCCCGGCGACGAAUCCGACCGGUGGCUGGUGCCCCUCAGCCUAAUGAAGAGUGUCCUGGGGUUCGUCGUCCCACUCGUCAUCAUCCUCACCUGCUACUGCCUGAUUGGCCGGGCGCUGCAGGGGCCAAAAUGCAUCCAGGGGAGCAACAGGUGCCACGGCGACGAGGUGCUCUACAUGCUGGCGGCGGCCGUGCUGGCCUUCUUCCUCUGCUGGGCCCCUCACCAGGUCUUCAACCUCAUGUACUUGCUGCUGCAUCUCAAUGUGAUCAGCGACUGCCACACUCUGGAUGUCAUCGACACGGCCAUGCCGUUCACCAUCUGCAUCGCCUACUUCAACACCUGCGUCAACCCCAUCCUGUACGGCUUCGUGGGGAAGAACUUCCGCCGGAGCCUCCUGAGGCUGCUGAGGUGCGCCGAGGCCCGUCCGGUCGCCUCCCACCCCAGCCUGUCCACCAAGAUGAGCACCCUCUCCUACCGCGCCUCUGACAGUCUACUUCUCACAGCUGGCAAAACAUCCUCUCUGACCCGAAAUGAACACUGCGGGGUGAAGAAAUAACAGGCUGCAGGAAAGAACAAAGCACCAUGCAGCUCCAACACAGGAAUGGAUCACUUGAAAAAAACAAUGUUUGUGCUUCAAAUCUCUCACACUGUUGUUUUGGUGUGCUGGAAGAUUUUUUAUGUUAAGGCACAUUUAAGGACUGCAAAAAGGGACAGAUAUGCAUAUUUUGUCUUAUGUUUUACUUAAGCAUCCAGAAAAACAAAACUGCACUGCAUUUGAGAACUGUAAAAGUGUAAUAAGUCUAAAUCUCUUAUGUCCACCCAGGGGUUUGAAAAAAUACAUACAGUGCGAAAUUCUUUCAGUGAUUUUGUGAACUAUUUACACUGUCUUUUUCUGUUGAUUUGUUUGUGAAGUGACCCGUGUAAUAGCAUUUCCCAAAGGUAUAGGCAAGCUCGAUAGGCAAGUCAGCGAUGAAAAAGAAUAACUAUCAUUAA
This is a messenger RNA of Clupea harengus (Atlantic herring), 2105 nucleotides long. It is a transcript of the gene agtr1a, whose product is annotated as angiotensin II receptor, type 1a. Gene Ontology annotation, biological process: neutrophil chemotaxis; regulation of vasoconstriction; immune response. Gene Ontology annotation, cellular component: membrane; external side of plasma membrane. Gene Ontology annotation, molecular function: angiotensin type II receptor activity; C-C chemokine binding; C-C chemokine receptor activity. The record is from RefSeq and is a predicted model, not a curated record. Lineage: Eukaryota; Metazoa; Chordata; Actinopteri; Clupeiformes; Clupeidae.